Messenger RNA from Cotesia congregata, 951 nucleotides. NCBI's taxonomy places the organism in Eukaryota, Metazoa, Arthropoda, Insecta, Hymenoptera, Braconidae. The record is from the annotation of a GenBank genome assembly.
AUGGUCAAUAUUGUUACCAAAAUAUUUACUUCAGCAUUAAAAAACAGGCUGAUACAGUGGAUUGACCAUGCUGGGGUCUUGCCGGACGAGCAAGCGGUUUUACUUGCUAAUACGACAUUCGACCUAAAGAAAAAGCUUACUGUACUAAGAGAUUAUUGUUCUAUCAACUCCCUCUCUGUUAACUUAGAGAAAACUAAAUGUGUACAUUUCAGAAGAGGUGGUCCGAGGGAAAGGACGAACCUCCUUUAUGGAGAUAACCCUGUGGACUGGUCGGAGGAAUAUGUGUACCUGGGUGUUUCCUUCAUGGGCUUGUCGUUGGGCUUGACAGCAGCCAGGGCGGCAGCGCAGAGAGCUCGAACAGCCUCUGGUGCUGCUAUCUCUGCGUUGGCAAGUAUAUGUACUGAAUCUUGGGAGGGCACACUCAGGAUAUAUGACAGUAUUGUAGCCACCACCCUACUGUAUGCCUCUCAUAUUUGGGGUCUUUGCUACCUCGACAUUCUUGAACAAUCCCAGCUACAGUUCUUCAAGAGGCUUCUCCUCCAUCCCCUCGGUACACCCAGUGCAGAACUCAAACACGAACUAGCUAUGUCAAAUGUUAAGGUCAGAGUACUGAGAGCAACACUUAAAUGGAUUCGUAAGCUACUGGAUAUGAGAGACCACCGUAUCCCCAAAAUUUGCUUCUACAGACUUCUCCAACUGUCAAAAAACCCCAGAUCCGAUCCGAAAUAUAACUGGGUCACCCAGCUCAGACUUAUUUUAGAUUCUUUUAAUGCUCCUAUUUCCAUUUGGAGCAACUUAACCAGUGCUUACUGGAGAAGUCAGAUUCCGUCAAUCACCAAACUAUACUCAGCCCAUCUCAGACUCUCUGACCUUGACAUCAUAGAUCCAAAGCAUCUUGUCAAAUAUCGAUUUCCAGAUUUUUGGGCUCUAGCACUGCCAACUACAUUGUAA